Gamsiella multidivaricata is the source of this 1822-nucleotide messenger RNA. RefSeq names its product elongator complex protein 3. The coding region runs from base 143 to 1801 and encodes 552 amino acids. Gene Ontology annotation, cellular component: cytoplasm; nucleus; elongator holoenzyme complex. Gene Ontology annotation, molecular function: acyltransferase activity, transferring groups other than amino-acyl groups; iron-sulfur cluster binding. Gene Ontology annotation, biological process: tRNA wobble base 5-methoxycarbonylmethyl-2-thiouridinylation. The record is from RefSeq and is a predicted model, not a curated record. NCBI's taxonomy places the organism in Eukaryota, Fungi, Mortierellomycota, Mortierellomycetes, Mortierellales, Mortierellaceae. The transcript is spliced from 6 exons.
UCUGACCUUUUCUUCGUUCAACCUCUCUCUCCCUCUCGGCAUUGACUUCAACAGCACCGAGCCGCUGAUCCUCCUGAUCAAGUCAAGUCGCACACACUUAAGCACAAACAACUCGUUGGAAUCAUAUUCGUAUUUGCCAGAGAUGUCGACCAUCAAGAAGAAGGGUACGAACAUCCCUUCGCAGGCCGAGAUCAUGAUCAAGGUCUGCAGCGAGAUCGUGGCCGAACUGAUUCAGGCGCAUGAGGCUGGCAAGGACAUCAACUUGAACGGACUGAAGCAGCGCUACUCACGCAAGCACAAGGCACAGAACCAGCCCAAGCUAGUGGAUAUCAUCGCUGCCAUUCCCGAGCAAUACAAGGCAGUUUUGCUACCCAAUUUAAAGGCCAAGCCCGUUCGUACUGCCUCCGGAAUUGCUGUUGUCGCUGUGAUGUGCAAGCCCCAUCGAUGCCCACAUAUUGCCAUGACAGGAAACAUUUGUGUGUACUGCCCUGGAGGUCCGGACUCCGAUUUCGAAUACUCCACACAGUCGUACACGGGAUACGAGCCAACCAGCAUGCGCGCUAUCAGAGCUCGCUACAAUCCAUUUGAGCAGUCAAGAGGUCGACAGGAUCAGCUCAAGUCGCUUGGACACAGCGUGGACAAGGUCGAAUAUAUUGUCAUGGGAGGGACAUUUAUGUCGCUGCCUGAGGAUUACAGGGACUGGUUCAUCAGCAAUCUGCACGACUCUCUCUCGGGUCACUCCAGUAACGAUGUUGAUGAGGCCGUCAGGAUGUCUGAAGUCAGUCCGAACAAGUGCAUUGGAAUCACUAUUGAAACUCGUCCUGACUACUGUCUAAAGCCACAUCUGAGUCAAAUGUUGCGAUAUGGAUGCACAAGAUUGGAAAUCGGAGUUCAGAGUGUAUACGAAGAUGUGGCCCGUGACACAAAUCGAGGACACACUGUGAAGGCCGUUACAGAAUCCUUCCAGCUGGCCAAGGACGCUGGAUUCAAGGUGGUGGCACACAUGAUGCCCGAUCUGCCUAACGUUGGUAUGGAGCGCGAUAUGGAUCAGUUCAAGGAGUACUUUGAGAACCCGGCUUUCCGGUCCGACGGAUUGAAGCUCUACCCCACAUUGGUCAUUCGUGGAACUGGACUCUAUGAGCUCUGGAGAACAGGACGUUACAAGAACUACACACCCAACGCCCUUGUUGACCUUGUGGCGAGGAUUCUGGCUCUGGUUCCACCAUGGACUCGUGUCUACAGAGUCCAGCGCGAUAUUCCCAUGCCCUUGGUCACAUCUGGAGUUGAGCAUGGAAACUUGAGAGAGUUGGCACUGCAGAGGAUGAAGGAUCUGGGGACAGAGUGCAGGGAUGUCCGAACGCGCGAGGUCGGAAUUGUUGAUAUUCACAACAAGGUCAAGCCAGACCAGGUCGAACUGAUCCGAAGGGAUUACACAGCGAACGGGGGAUGGGAGACCUUUUUGAGCUAUGAGGAUCCGGAACAGGAUAUUUUGAUCGGGCUGUUAAGAUUGCGCAAGUGCUCACCUUUGGCGUUCCGACCAGAGUUGACAAAGGCUGGUCCGACCUCCAUUGUUCGUGAGCUGCAUGUAUACGGAUCUGUGGUCCCUGUGCACUCGAGAGACCCUUCCAAGUUUCAGCACCAGGGAUACGGUACGCUGCUGAUGGAAGAGGCGGAGAGGAUUGCGAGGGAGGAGCAUGGAAGUGUCAAGCUGAGCGUUAUCAGUGGUGUCGGUGUCAGGAAUUACUAUGCUAAGCUGGGCUACGUUCUCGAUGGUCCUUAUAUGUCCAAGAUGCUGGUGUAGAUGUAUCAUAAUAAACAAAAA